AUGGCUGGCCUCAUCGACCCGACAAAGGCGGGCAAAUACCCCGUCGUCCUGAGUGACCGUCUUUUGGGCAAAGAACAUAACGAAAUCUUCACAGGCGUGCGCUACAACCACAAACCAAGCGGAAUCUCCGAGUCGUCAACCGCCCGGGUCAAGCCGUCGAACGCCGGACAGACAUCAUCCUACGAUCUCACAAUAUCCGAAUCGGACGGCACAUAUGCCUACCAAGGCAUGAGGAGUGUCGGAGACGGACGCUACGUCAUGUACUUUGACCCAAGGAGAGAGGUCUUUGUACUCGACAGGCUCGACUCGACUUUCCACAUGAACCUGACGCGUAUGCCAGGGAACUCAGAUGCAAGCAGCCUGGAACGACGACAUCCCCACAUCAAGGCCGCGGACACUGCGCACAAGAAGACAGAGGCCAAACCCAAGGCUAAGCCGAAUCCCAGGGCCAAGAGUCCGUCGCCCAACAAGAAGGAGCCCGCUGCGAGGAAGCCGGAGCGCAAAGCCAAGAACAUUGACCUUGCGCUACCGCCGGCUGCAAAAACAGCAACAGCAGAAUCGAAACGAAAGAAGGCGCCAGAGAAGGACGAGGACGAAGAAGAGGAAGAAGACGACCCGCUGCAGGUCGAGUACCCGGACGGCAGCGGACCCAAAGCCAAUGGCCGUGGCUUCUCACCAGCCGUCACGUCCGUCAGGCCGUUUGACGAGUUUAUGGACCGGCGGGAAAGCGAGGCUGACGACGCCGAUGGCGAGAGCAUGGAUGAAGAGGAGGACUUCAAGCUGCCUAGUCCGGUGAAGCAGCCCCAACAGGGCGGGUACGCAUCGGAUAAUCAUGAGGAGGCGGGCGCCGCCGAGGGCGAUACACAGCGAUCCCUGGAGGAUGAGCUUGAGAAGGACCUUGAAGAGGCAUUUGAGAUGGAGAUGGCCGAGGACAGCGGUGAGGCUGAGCCCCAGCAAGACGACGAGAGCGACAUUAGUGAGGAGGACUGA
This is a messenger RNA of Emericellopsis cladophorae, 990 nucleotides long. RefSeq lists its product as uncharacterized. Bases 1 to 990 code for a protein of 329 amino acids. NCBI's taxonomy places the organism in Eukaryota, Fungi, Ascomycota, Sordariomycetes, Hypocreales, Bionectriaceae. The transcript is spliced from 2 exons. The record is from RefSeq and is a predicted model, not a curated record.